Messenger RNA from Microdochium trichocladiopsis, 1064 nucleotides. Its product is annotated as S-adenosyl-L-methionine-dependent methyltransferase. Gene Ontology annotation, biological process: rRNA (guanine-N7)-methylation. Lineage: Eukaryota; Fungi; Ascomycota; Sordariomycetes; Xylariales; Microdochiaceae. Gene Ontology annotation, molecular function: rRNA (guanine) methyltransferase activity. Bases 139 to 981 code for a protein of 280 amino acids. The transcript is spliced from 2 exons. Gene Ontology annotation, cellular component: nucleolus. The record is from RefSeq and is a predicted model, not a curated record.
ACCGCACUUUGCUCACGGCGACGACGGUUUUGGGUUACAAGAGGCAAUCACGCCAGACGCAACGGAGCGCUCUACCCCUCUCAUUCCCACUUGACUGUUUGGUCCUCGCUCUCCGGCGUAUUCUCCGGAUCUCUCGUCAUGUCGCGGCCAGAAGACACCCUAUCUGCCGACGUGCACUAUAACGAUGUCGAGGCGCGCAAGUACACGACUUCAUCACGGAUACAAAACAUCCAGGCAUCGAUGACUCAUCGUGCUCUGGAAUUACUCGACCUCCCUGGCCCGUCCUUCAUUCUCGAUGUUGGCUGCGGCAGCGGUCUCUCCGGCGAGAUCCUCUCGGGACUCAGUGAGGAGGAAGGCGGUCCCCAUGUAUGGGUGGGAAUGGAUGUCUCCGCUUCUAUGCUUGAUGUGGCCUUACAGAGAGACGUGGAGGGCGACCUGCUUCUGGCCGACAUCGGCCAAGGAGUCCCGUUCCGAGCUGGUUCCUUCGAUGCCGCGAUCAGCAUCAGUGCCAUCCAAUGGCUCUGUAACGCGGAAACUAGCGAUGUGUCGCCCUUGGGCCGAUUCUCGCGAUUUUUCAAUGGCCUGUACGCCAGUCUUAAACGUGGUGGGCGCGCGGUGUGUCAGUUCUACCCCAAGAACGACGAGCAGAAGAAGAUGAUUACGGGCGCCGCAGUCAAGGCUGGAUUUGGAGCCGGUCUCCUGGAGGAUGACCCCGAGACCAAGAACGUCAAGGUCUACCUCGUCCUUACCGUUGGUGGUGGCAACAUUGAAGGAAAUGGUGGUGAUAUCACAGGCGUCGUCAAGGGCAUGGACGAUGUCGACGUCCUUGACGGCCGGCAGCAACGGACCAGUGGCAAGGGCGAUAUCAAAAAAGGCAGCAAGGCAUGGAUUGUGCGCAAGAAAGAGCAGAUGGAGCGCAAGGGCAAGGUUGUGAAGGCGACCUCGAAAUACACUGGGCGGAAGCGGAGGAUACAGUUUUGAAGCCACGAAGAUAUCCCCUGCAUCUCACGGCGUUCUGGAGUCUUUAUUUUUGACAAUACCAAUCUCAUUCCUUACUGAUGGAC